AUGACGCAGUCCAGCGAAUCCACCACAUCCUCUCCCCUCGCAAUCACGCUGCGCAAUCGCGUCCUCAGCCCUCCUCUCGGCUUCAACCCGCCCAACACUCCUCCAACGCUCUAUACUUCAGCCGUCUCCCAUUUUCUCUCAAUCCCGUGGUGUGCAUGCCUCAUUCAAACGCCAAAUACAGUCCCCUUCGUCCCUCAAUGCUUCAAUCCUUCCAGCCCAUCUCGCGACCAGCUCCUCGGCGCCACGCUGGCCACGCCGCGCGGAGUGCAACAGGUUCUUUCCUUCUUCCACACCGAGGAUGAAACGCAUAUCCAGGACCCCUCGCGCCCCAUUAUGCACGUGAGCACUCUUUUUGCAUUGGGUGAGGGCUUGUGUGGAUACGAAGGCGUGCUACACGGGGGCAUGAUUAUGACCAUUGCGGAUGAGUCAAUGGGAAUUCUCCACGACAUCAACAAUGCUCUGGGCAAAGUUGGAUCUACCUUUGGAGCGGCAAAUGUGACGGCCGGUCUUGAGAUUAAAUUCUUGAAGCCUGGGCCGAUCAACGAGACAGUACUGGUCAAUGCAUGGGUGGACAGCGUAGAGGGGAGAAGAACGAAUAUUAAAUGCGAAAUUCGAGAUGGAAGAGGCAUCGAGAUAGCAAAGUGCUCGAGCACGUGGGUGUCAGUGAGGCCCAAGAUAUAA
This is a messenger RNA of Trichoderma asperellum CBS 433.97, 681 nucleotides long. RefSeq lists its product as uncharacterized. The record is from RefSeq and is a predicted model, not a curated record. Lineage: Eukaryota; Fungi; Ascomycota; Sordariomycetes; Hypocreales; Hypocreaceae.